Molecule: messenger RNA, 1625 nt
Organism: Salarias fasciatus (jewelled blenny)
Lineage: Eukaryota; Metazoa; Chordata; Actinopteri; Blenniiformes; Blenniidae
Gene: gna14a
Product: guanine nucleotide binding protein (G protein), alpha 14a
Exons: 7
Coding region: 153-1217 (354 amino acids)
Biological process (GO): phospholipase C-activating dopamine receptor signaling pathway; adenylate cyclase-modulating G protein-coupled receptor signaling pathway
Cellular component (GO): heterotrimeric G-protein complex; cytoplasm
Molecular function (GO): GTPase activity; guanyl nucleotide binding; G-protein beta/gamma-subunit complex binding
Source: RefSeq, a predicted model, not a curated record
CCACUGAAUCGGAUUAGAGUCAGAGGAUCCGUUUCAAAGAUGCUCGGAGCUGCUGUCCUCUGAGUCCGAAGAGGAAACGGAGAGGAAAGAGAGAAAAGAAGCGGCUGACUCCAAAGUUUCAGAGUAGUGAAGAGGAAGCGGCUCCCUGGAGGAUGGCUGGAUGCUGCAUCUCCGCGGAGGAGAGAGAGAACCAGAGGAUCAACGAGGAGAUCGAGAGGCAGCUGCGGAAAGACAAGAAGGACUCCCGCAGAGAGCUGAAGCUGCUGCUGCUCGGCACUGGAGAAAGUGGGAAAAGCACCUUCAUCAAGCAGAUGAGGAUCAUCCAUGGAGGAGGAUACUCCGACGAAGACAAGAGGAGCUACGCCAAGCUGGUCUUCCAGAACAUCUACACCUCCAUGCAGGCCAUGAUCCGAGCCAUGGAGCCACUCAACGUGGCGUUCAGUGACCCCCAGAACCAGAGCCAUGCAGAUGCAGUCCUGCAGGUGGAGGUGGAUAAGGUGGAGGAGUUAGACCAAAGCCUGGUUGGUGGGAUCAGCAGUCUGUGGAAAGACGCAGGAAUACAGGAGUGCUACGAGCGGCGCCGGGAGUACCAGUUGUCCGACUCCACCAAAUACUAUCUCACAGACCUGGAUCGGAUCGCACAGCCCUCCUAUUUACCCGACCUCCAGGACAUCCUCAGGGUCCGGGUGCCCACCACAGGGAUCAUCGAAUACCCCUUCGACAUGGACAACGUCAUCUUCAAGAUGGUGGAUGUCGGGGGUCAAAGGUCAGAGCGGAGGAAGUGGAUCCACUGCUUCGAGAACGUGACCUCCAUCAUCUUCCUGGUGGCGCUGAGCGAGUACGACCAGGUGCUGGCAGAGUGCGACAACGAGAAUCGUAUGGAGGAGAGCAUGGCUCUGUUCAAGACCAUCAUCACCACGCCGUGGUUCCAGCGCGCCUCCGUCAUUCUCUUCCUCAAUAAGACCGACAUCCUGAAGGAGAAGAUCAUGUACUCUCACGUGGCAACCUACUUCCCCGCUUUCACUGGCCCUCAGCAGGACGCGGAAGCGGCCCAGGAUUUCAUCCUCAAAAUGUACCAAGAACAAAACCCGGACAAGGAGAAGACGCUGUACUCCCACUUCACCUGCGCCACCGACACCGAGAACAUCCGCUUCGUGUUCGUGGCCGUCAAAGACACCAUCCUCAGACACAACCUGAAGGAGUUCAACCUGGUGUGAGGGGACGACGGGAGGGAAGCGGCGGACGCGCUGUUAUAGUUACAUAGAAACACUAAAGAGUCUGGAGAAUAUAUUUUGGAAGCAAGUUUCCAAACGCCUGUUCAGCCAAAGAGAAUAAUGAACAUAUAGCAACUUUGUAUAGAGACUGAUUGUGUGCAUAGUGUGAAAUACUUAAAUUAAAUUAAAUGUAGUGCCUUUAUUUAUACACUCUUAUUCAGUUGAGAUUCCUGUUUUGUGGUUUUGUACCAUCUAGAAAUGAUUGUUUCAAUGCAGAGUUACACAGUCGAUCUUGCCUCAGAUGUAAAUAGUUGUGCCUUAAACUUCAUUCACAGCUAGAAAAUAUAUUUUGUCACUUCUAAUAAACAUUUAUUUAUUGAAGAAUUUAACUUGGGCAUUUGAGGUUUUCUG